AUGGCUUCCACCGUCCCCCAAGUCGUUCUCUUCGGAGACUCCCUCUUUCAGCAGUGCUCGGAUCUUCAGGAGGGCUUCUCUUUCCAAGCUGCUCUACAGUCGAACUUUAUUCGACGUCUGGAUAUCAUAAACCGAGGCUACUCAGGUUUCAACACCGAUAUCGCUCUCAGAUACCUUCCUGAAAUCUUUCCUGAGCGCACAGCCUCCUCACCAAAGAUGGACUACUUGGUCCUUCUGUUUGGUGCCAAUGAUGCUGUGCUCCCAGACGCUUUCACCAAGCAACAUGUCCCCAUUGAUCGAUAUAAGAAGAACCUCAAAGAAAUCAUGAACCACCCACGGAUUGCGGCACACAAGCCCCAGAUUCUGUUGGUGACUCCUCCUCCUCUGGAUGAAAUCAAGGCCACACCCCGAUCUAUCGAGAAUGGCCACAAAGGAGCCGUUCGAAAGUCCACUGUCACCGCUGCCUACUCCGAAGUUGCCCGCCAAGUCGCACGAGAGCACCCUGGUGUGAUCCUUAUCGACCUCUGGCAAGCGCAGAUGGACAAGGCAAUCUCCCUCGCCCCCUCAGACUAUACACCUGACGGGCCAUGGCUUGGUGAUCCCGAGAAUGGCAAGCAGGGUGGUCUGGACAGCCUCCUUCAUGAUGGACUCCAUAUGAGCGGUGCUGGUUAUCAGGUUUUCUACGAGACCCUGAAGCCAUUCAUCGGAAAAGAGUGGCAGGGCCUUGCAGGCGAUGAUCGAAGGGGUUUCGUCAUUCCCGACUGGCGAGAGCUUCUUGAACUCCAGCCUGAUCUGAACACCGGCGAUUAG
Molecule: messenger RNA, 810 nt
Organism: Fusarium coffeatum
Lineage: Eukaryota; Fungi; Ascomycota; Sordariomycetes; Hypocreales; Nectriaceae
Exons: 4
Coding region: 1-810 (269 amino acids)
Source: RefSeq, a predicted model, not a curated record